Messenger RNA from Clupea harengus (Atlantic herring), 3118 nucleotides. RefSeq names its product UDP-N-acetyl-alpha-D-galactosamine:polypeptide N-acetylgalactosaminyltransferase 16 (gene galnt16). Gene Ontology annotation, molecular function: polypeptide N-acetylgalactosaminyltransferase activity. Gene Ontology annotation, biological process: protein O-linked glycosylation. The record is from RefSeq and is a predicted model, not a curated record. Gene Ontology annotation, cellular component: Golgi apparatus. Lineage: Eukaryota; Metazoa; Chordata; Actinopteri; Clupeiformes; Clupeidae.
UACACUACGAAGAAGACCACAUAUUGAAACGCGUUGUUUCUCGGCAGACAAAUAGGCUACUAACGUCUGAAGAUAGGUUGUAGUCAAAAAUGUUUUGUAAUGCACAGAUCUGUAAACCUCAACAAGAAAAGCGAAAACCUUUGACCCUGCCCUGCCAAUGAUGAGCGCAUUACAUUGACCAGGAAAAUAUCACGGCGCUAGGACCGGGCUUUUCUGAGUGCGGAAAAUUCUAUAGGGAUCUCGGUUCCAUCAGAAGAGCUUGCAGGCAGAGAAGCUGACAGCCGCUGCGCAAAGCAUCACAGGGCAGCGAGCACACACUGCCCAGAACACAAACGAACCGGAACCGCCUGGGCACAAGUCCGGAGCCCUCCAUAUGGGCUCACAAUGCGCAGGAUUCGGGCCAACGCCAUCGCUAUUCUAACCGUCGCUUGGAUCCUGGGCACAUUUUAUUACCUGUGGCAGGACAAUAAACCACGUUUGUCCGCCUCCUCCGCGUCGCAGCCACGGGCUGCAGGCGUUAAAUCUCAUGGGCAAAAGGGAUCUGCUGGACGCGUGGAAAUACAUCGAGAGGACCGGACAAUUCCGCUUAUAGUCACUCAUGCGCCUCACGGGGAGCUCCAGAACCAGCUGGUGGCCAGCUUCGAUGAGAAGGCCUACCUGAGCAGCAAGCAGCUGAAGCCUGGGGAGGACGCCUACCGGGAACAUGCCUUCAACCUGCAGGAGAGCGACCGGAUAGGCAGUGAGAGGGCCAUCAGAGACACUCGCCACUACAGGUGCGCUUCAGUGAAUUUUGAUCCAGACCUGCCCCCCACCAGCGUAAUCAUCACUUUCCACAAUGAAGCUCGGUCCACUCUCCUGCGCACCAUUAAAAGUGUGUUGAUGAGGAGUCCUCCCUCUCUGAUUCAGGAGAUUAUCCUGGUGGAUGACUUCAGCUCUGACCCUGAGGACUGCCAGCUGCUCUCUCAGAUCCCCAAAGUGCGCUGCCUGCGGAAUGGACGCAGAGAGGGGUUGAUUCGCUCACGGGUUCGAGGGGCCAGCGUCGCCUCUGCCACCAUCCUCACCUUCCUGGACAGCCACUGCGAGGUCAACACUGACUGGCUGCAGCCCCUCAUCCAGAGGGUCAAGGAGGACCACACGAGGGUUGUCAGCCCUAUCAUCGAUGUCAUCAGUCUGGACAACUUCGCCUACCUGGCAGCCUCAGCUGACCUAAGGGGAGGGUUUGACUGGAGUUUGCACUUUAAAUGGGAACAGAUUCCCAUUGAGCAGAAAAUGGCCAGGAAUGACCCGACCCAACAAAUCAAAACUCCAGUCAUUGCUGGAGGAAUCUUUGUGAUGGACAAGAGCUGGUUUAACCACCUGGGCCAGUAUGACACACACAUGGACAUCUGGGGAGGAGAGAACUUUGAGCUGUCCUUCCGUGUGUGGAUGUGUGGGGGCAGUCUGGAGAUCCUGCCCUGCAGUCGGGUGGGCCACGUCUUCAGGAAGCGCCACCCCUACGACUUCCCGGAGGGCAACGCUCUCACGUACAUCAAGAACACUCGCAGGGCGGCGGAGGUGUGGAUGGACGAGUAUAAGCAGUAUUACUACGCUGCUCGACCUUCAGCUCAGGGCAAAGCCUUCGGGAGCAUUGCAGACCGGGUGGAACUGCGCCAUAAGUUGAACUGCAACUCGUUCCGCUGGUACCUGGAGAAUGUCUAUCCUGAGCUCAGGAUCCCUGAGCAAGAGGCGGUGUACAGCCUGCUGAAGCAGGGUGACCUGUGUCUCGAGACCCAUGGAAUGGACAGCUUGGGUCUGGCCGAGUGUAAGGGCAGUGGCUCCAGCAGACUGCAGUCACAGAAAUGGAUGCUGGUGGAGCCUCAGAUCCGCCAGCAGGACCUCUGCCUUGCCAUCAGCGCCUUCACCCCAGGGUCAAAGGUCAGGAUGGAGGCCUGCAACUUUAAAGAGCCCAGACAGAAGUGGAAGCCAAAAGGCCCCGCCUUGCAGCACAUAGUCAGCGGUCUCUGCCUUGACAGCCAACCCCCGGCUGGACCGCCAGUCAUCACCCAGUGUCACCCCCAGCUGGCCAGCCAAUCCUGGGAGCCCCAGCUCAUCACCUGACCCUGCACAGAGAGGCAAUGGUGAGAAGGAGGAAGCGGUGGCAGAAGGACAAUGCAAGAUGAAUUGAUUAGGUGGAGAGCAUUUGGUGGAGGGGGAGGUCCGGAGGGAGGCGCACAGUGAUGCUUCGCCAUGCAUUAGGACCCAGGGGGUGUGGAGCGUGUCUUCACACUGUAGUCGACGGGAGAUGCUGCUGUCUUUCUAGUAGAGGAGUUUAUUUUUGUCCAAAGGUUAAUGCCAUUGUGUUUGGUCUAAGGGGUGUUUUGUGACAUUUCUUUCUGUGGUCCGUAAGACUGAUGAUAUUGGGGAUAGAUAGACAGAUGAAGAGAGAGAGAGAGCAAAGAGGCAAGAUUUAUGACACCUUUUACUCUCUGAAACAGCUCAUACCUGUAUAUCCUCAUUCUCGUGGACGAUGUGGUUUCCCGCUUCUUGACUUAAAUCCAUGGAAGCUGUAGACUGUUUAAUUGUUUUAAUUGCUGUCUUGACUAUGAAUUUCACAGUGCAUUCCUCAAAGUGAUAUUGUAUAUAUUGUAGAAAGCCCCAGCCAUAACCUGUUUUUAAGUCUUUAAUUUCAAAAUAAUAAAUGUUUGUAGGCUGGAUGAGGACACUCAUAAAUUAUUGAGCUGCUUUUAGAGCCAAGAGAAACAUUGCAGUAGCUACCAGCCCCGACGGUCGUAAGAUCGGCUCAUUGUAACUCCGAAUAGAUGAGAGAUGGAAAAUGGAGCGCAAUUUAUUAAAGCACUGGAAUGUUUCAUGCAAAAUGGACUGACCUGCAGUUUUGGGGGGUGAGCUAAACAAUGCACACAUCCAUGCAUAGCAUCUGGCAUUUAUUUUGCAUGACCUCCAAAACCAAAACACAUUUGAGUUUGAGGGAAAUGAUGCAGUGAGCCCAAAGAAUGUUUUAUUGUAAUUUUUGUUUUGUUCUUAAAAUUCUUUUUGUAAAUACUUGAGGCUUAAAUAAGCUUUGUUUUGGAAUAAGUGACCAUUCAUGUCAUUUGAAAAAAGAAUAAAAAAUGGCAACAGA